GAGUUAAAGGCAGACAAAAGCUCUCGGUGGCAGCCUUUGAGUCAUUACUUUGCGAUACCAUUCCCUUCAUCUUAGGUGUCAUGGCACAGUACUUUGCAGACAGCUAUUCAUUCUGCUAGGUUUGCUGCAAACACUGAAAGAGGUGUCUUGCACUCGCUGGAAGAUUUAGCUUUUAUGCUUCUGGUCAUUCUUCCCACAAAAAGAAUGAGACCAGUUUCUGAGCCAUUCUUAACUCUCCUUAGAAAACAUUUCAAAAGAGAAAAGACAAGAAAGACUUCAUGAUUUUCACGCAAACUCCCAGCCUGCCUGCCUGCCUGCUGCCGCCAACACUUCUAACUCUUGCUGGUGAUGACAUUCAGCGAGCUCCCCAGUCCCGAUGCUUCUUAUGUAAGGCUGUCUAGGUCAAGUGUAGGAGACACACUGCUGGCCUGUGAAAACUCAUGGAACUGUUACCUUCUGAUUAACACUUCAGGGGCUAUGGAAGCUGGAGGAAGCUGAGCUUGUACUACAUCUUUUGGGGAUAAGGAAAAAACCCUUAAGAUCUCCAGAUGCCAAAUCUACUUCUCUUUUCACUCUUCAACAAGGCAAGACUCAAUAGUGUAUGCAGUUUGAACACUUUGGACUUUCAUAUGUGGAGUAAAUGGUAAUUAAAAUGUGCAGGAUGACAAGAUGGAGCAAACAGUGCUUGUACCACCAGGACCUGACAGCUUCAACUUCUUCACCAGAGAAUCUCUUGCGGCUAUUGAAAGGCGCAUUGCAGAAGAAAAAGCUAAGAGUCCCAAACCAGACAAGAAAGAUGACGAUGAAAAUGGCCCAAAGCCAAAUAGUGACUUGGAAGCUGGAAGGAACCUUCCUUUUAUUUAUGGAGACAUUCCUCCAGGGAUGGUGUCAGAACCUUUGGAGGACCUGGACCCGUACUACAUCAAUAAAAAAACUUUUAUAGUAUUGAAUAAAGGGAAGGCCAUCUUCCGGUUCAGUGCCACCUCUGCCCUGUACAUUUUAACUCCCUUCAAUCCUCUUAGGAAAAUAGCUAUUAAGAUUUUGGUACAUUCAUUAUUCAGCAUGCUAAUUAUGUGCACUAUUUUGACCAACUGUGUGUUUAUGACCAUGAGUAACCCUCCUGAAUGGACAAAGAAUGUAGAGUACACCUUCACUGGAAUAUAUACUUUUGAAUCACUUAUAAAAAUUAUUGCCAGGGGCUUCUGUUUAGAGGAUUUCACUUUCCUUCGGGACCCAUGGAACUGGCUCGACUUUACAGUCAUUACAUUUGCAUAUGUGACAGAGUUUGUGGACCUGGGCAAUGUCUCAGCGUUGAGAACAUUCAGAGUUCUCCGAGCACUGAAAACAAUUUCAGUCAUUCCAGGCCUGAAGACCAUCGUGGGGGCCCUGAUCCAGUCUGUGAAGAAGCUCUCAGACGUCAUGAUCCUGACGGUGUUCUGUCUGAGCGUGUUUGCGCUGAUCGGGCUGCAGCUCUUCAUGGGCAACCUGCGGAAUAAAUGUGUACAAUGGCCUCCCACCAAUUCUUCCCUGGAGGAGCAUAGUAUAGAGAAGAAUAUAACUGUGAAUUACAAUGGCACACUUGUAAAUGAAACUGUCAUUGAGUUUGACUGGAAAUCAUAUGUUCAAGAUUCAAGAUAUCAUUAUUUUCUGGAAGGUUUUUUAGAUGCAUUACUAUGUGGAAAUAGCUCUGAUGCAGGUCAAUGUCCAGAAGGAUACGUAUGUAUGAAAGCUGGUAGAAAUCCCAACUAUGGCUAUACAAGCUUUGAUACUUUCAGUUGGGCUUUUUUGUCCCUGUUUCGACUGAUGACUCAGGACUUCUGGGAAAACCUUUACCAAUUGACAUUACGUGCUGCUGGGAAAACAUACAUGAUCUUUUUUGUGCUGGUCAUCUUCUUGGGCUCCUUCUACCUGAUAAAUUUGAUCCUGGCUGUGGUGGCCAUGGCCUAUGAGGAACAGAAUCAGGCCACCAUGGAAGAGGCAGAGCAGAAAGAGGCUGAAUUUCAGCAGAUGCUCGAACAGCUUAAAAAGCAGCAAGAGGCAGCUCAGCAGGCAGCCACUGUAACUGCCUCAGAGCAUUCCAGAGAACCCAGUGCAGCAGGCCGGCUCUCAGACAGCUCAUCUGAAGCCUCCAAGCUGAGUUCCAAGAGUGCUAAGGAGAGAAGAAACCGGAGAAAGAAAAGAAAACAGAAAGAGCAGUCCGGUGGGGAAGAGAAAGAUGAGGAUGAAUUCCAAAAAUCUGAAUCUGAAGACAGCAUCAGGAGGAAAGGGUUUCGCUUCUCCAUCGAAGGGAAUCGCUUGACCUAUGAAAAGAGGUACUCCUCCCCACACCAGUCUUUGUUGAGCAUCCGUGGCUCCAUAUUUUCUCCAAGGCGCAAUAGCAGAACGAGCCUUUUCAGCUUUAGAGGGCGAGCGAAGGAUGUGGGCUCAGAGAAUGACUUUGCCGACGAUGAGCACAGCACCUUUGAGGAUAAUGAGAGCCGGAGGGACUCCUUGUUUGUGCCCCGACGACAUGGAGAACGACGCAACAGUAACCUAAGUCAGACCAGCCGGUCGUCCCGGGUGCUGGCAGUGUUUCCCGCGAGUGGGAAGAUGCACAGCACUGUGGAUUGCAAUGGUGUGGUUUCCUUGGUUGGUGGACCCUCGGUUCCUACAUCGCCUGUUGGACAGCUUCUGCCAGAGGUGAUAAUAGAUAAGCCAGCUACUGAUGACAAUGGAACAACUACUGAAACUGAAGUGAGAAAAAGACGGUCAAGUUCUUUCCAUGUGUCCCUGGAUUUUCUAGAAGAUCCUUCCCAAAGGCAAAGAGCGAUGAGUAUAGCCAGCAUUUUAACAAAUACAGUAGAAGAACUUGAAGAAUCCAGGCAGAAAUGCCCGCCCUGUUGGUACAAAUUUGCCAACAUAUUCUUAAUCUGGGACUGUUCACCAUAUUGGUUAAAAGUGAAACAUAUUGUCAACCUGGUUGUGAUGGACCCAUUUGUUGACCUGACCAUCACCAUCUGUAUUGUCUUAAAUACUCUUUUCAUGGCCAUGGAGCACUACCCCAUGACAGCUCAUUUCAAUCAUGUGCUUACAGUAGGAAACUUGGUUUUCACUGGGAUCUUUACAGCAGAAAUGUUUCUGAAAAUUAUUGCCAUGGAUCCUUACUAUUAUUUCCAAGAAGGCUGGAAUAUCUUUGAUGGUUUCAUUGUGACACUCAGCCUGGUAGAACUUGGCCUCGCCAAUGUGGAAGGAUUAUCAGUUCUCCGUUCAUUCCGAUUGCUUCGAGUUUUCAAGUUGGCAAAAUCUUGGCCAACGUUAAACAUGCUAAUAAAGAUCAUCGGCAACUCAGUGGGGGCUCUGGGUAACCUCACCUUGGUGUUGGCCAUCAUCGUCUUCAUUUUUGCCGUAGUCGGCAUGCAACUCUUUGGCAAAAGCUACAAAGAUUGUGUCUGCAAGAUUGCCAGCGACUGUAAGCUCCCACGCUGGCACAUGAAUGACUUCUUCCACUCCUUUCUGAUUGUGUUCCGCGUGCUGUGUGGAGAGUGGAUAGAGACCAUGUGGGACUGCAUGGAGGUCGCUGGUCAAGCCAUGUGCCUUACUGUCUUCAUGAUGGUCAUGGUCAUUGGAAACCUGGUGGUCCUGAACCUCUUUCUGGCCUUGCUUCUGAGCUCAUUUAGUGCAGACAAUCUUGCAGCCACUGAUGACGAUAAUGAAAUGAACAAUCUCCAAAUUGCUGUGGAGAGGAUGCAUAAAGGAAUCGCUUAUGUGAAGAGAAAAAUAUAUGAAUUUAUUCAACAAUCCUUCGUUAGAAAGCAAAAGAUUUUAGAUGAAAUUAAACCACUUGAUGAUCUACACAAUAAGAAAGACAGCUGUAUGUCCAAUCAUACAGAAAUUGGGAAAGAUCUUCGCUAUCUUAAAGAUGUAAAUGGAACCACAAGUGGAAUAGCAACUGGCAGCAGUGUUGAAAAAUACAUUAUUGAUGAAAGUGAUUACAUGUCAUUCAUAAACAAUCCCAGUCUUACUGUGACUGUACCAAUUGCUGUAGGAGAGUCUGACUUUGAAAAUUUAAACACAGAGGACUUCAGUAGUGAAUCGGAUCUGGAAGAAAGCAAAGAGAAACUGAAUGAAAGCAGUAGCUCGUCUGAAGGCAGCACCGUGGACAUUGGCGCACCCGCAGAGGAACAGCCUGUGGUGGAACCUGAGGAAACCCUGGAGCCUGAGGCCUGUUUCACAGAAGGCUGUGUACAGAGAUUCAAAUGUUGCCAAGUCAGUGUGGAAGAAGGCAGAGGAAAACAAUGGUGGAACCUGAGAAGAACAUGUUUCCGAAUAGUUGAACAUAACUGGUUUGAAACCUUCAUUGUUUUCAUGAUUCUCCUUAGUAGUGGUGCUCUGGCAUUUGAAGAUAUAUAUAUUGAUCAGCGAAAGACAAUUAAGACAAUGUUGGAAUAUGCUGAUAAGGUUUUCACUUACAUCUUCAUUCUGGAAAUGCUUCUAAAAUGGGUGGCUUAUGGCUAUCAAACAUAUUUCACCAAUGCCUGGUGUUGGCUGGACUUCUUAAUUGUUGAUGUUUCAUUGGUCAGUUUAACAGCGAAUGCCUUGGGUUACUCCGAACUUGGUGCCAUCAAAUCUCUCAGGACACUAAGAGCUUUGAGACCCCUAAGAGCUUUAUCACGAUUUGAAGGGAUGAGGGUGGUUGUGAAUGCCCUUUUAGGAGCAAUUCCAUCCAUCAUGAAUGUUCUUCUGGUUUGUCUUAUAUUCUGGCUAAUUUUCAGCAUCAUGGGUGUAAAUUUGUUUGCCGGCAAAUUCUACCACUGUAUCAACACCACAACUGGUGAAAUAUUUGACAUCAGCGACGUGAACAAUCAUUCUGACUGCCAAAGGCUAAUAGAAAGAAAUGAAACUGCAAGAUGGAAAAAUGUGAAAGUAAACUUUGAUAAUGUAGGAUUUGGGUAUCUCUCUUUGCUUCAAGUUGCCACAUUUAAAGGAUGGAUGGAUAUAAUGUAUGCAGCAGUUGAUUCCAGAAAUGUGGAAUUGCAGCCUAAGUAUGAAGAAAGUCUAUACAUGUAUCUUUACUUUGUUAUUUUCAUCAUCUUUGGGUCCUUCUUCACCUUGAAUCUGUUUAUUGGUGUCAUCAUAGAUAAUUUCAACCAGCAAAAAAAGAAGUUUGGAGGUCAAGACAUCUUUAUGACAGAAGAACAGAAGAAAUAUUAUAAUGCAAUGAAAAAAUUAGGAUCAAAAAAGCCACAAAAGCCUAUACCUCGACCAGGAAACAAAUAUCAAGGAAUGGUCUUUGACUUUGUAACCAGACAAGUUUUUGACAUAAGCAUUAUGAUCCUCAUCUGUCUCAACAUGGUCACAAUGAUGGUAGAAACAGAUGACCAAAGUGAAUAUGUAACUAGCGUUCUGGCACGCAUCAACCUGGUGUUCAUUGUGCUGUUCACCGGAGAGUGUGUUCUGAAGCUCAUCUCCCUCCGCCAUUAUUAUUUUACCAUAGGCUGGAAUAUUUUUGAUUUUGUGGUUGUCAUUCUCUCCAUUGUAGGGGCGAAGGGGAUCCGCACGCUGCUCUUUGCUCUGAUGAUGUCCCUCCCUGCGUUGUUUAACAUCGGCCUCCUGCUCUUCCUGGUCAUGUUCAUCUACGCCAUCUUUGGAAUGUCCAACUUUGCCUAUGUCAAGAGGGAAGUUGGAAUUGAUGACAUGUUCAACUUUGAAACCUUUGGCAACAGCAUGCUCUGCCUGUUCCAGAUUACCACCUCUGCUGGCUGGGAUGGUUUGUUAGCACCUAUUCUCAACAGUGCACCACCUGACUGUGACCCUGAUACAAUUCACCCUGGAAGCUCAGUUAAGGGAGACUGUGGGAACCCAUCGGUGGGGAUUUUCUUUUUCGUCAGUUACAUCAUCAUAUCCUUUCUGGUUGUGGUGAACAUGUACAUCGCUGUCAUCCUGGAGAACUUCAGUGUUGCUACUGAAGAAAGUGCAGAGCCCCUGAGUGAGGAUGACUUUGAGAUGUUCUACGAGGUUUGGGAGAAGUUUGACCCCGAUGCUACCCAGUUCAUGGAAUUUGAAAAAUUAUCGCAGUUUGCAGCUGCUCUUGAACCCCCUCUCAAUUUGCCACAGCCAAACAAACUCCAGCUCAUUGCCAUGGAUUUGCCCAUGGUCAGUGGUGACCGGAUCCACUGUCUUGACAUCCUAUUUGCUUUUACUAAGAGGGUUCUGGGGGAGAGUGGCGAGAUGGACGCUCUCCGAAUACAGAUGGAAGAACGAUUCAUGGCUUCUAAUCCAUCAAAGGCCUCCUACCAGCCAAUUACUACAACUUUAAAACGAAAACAAGAGGAGGUGUCCGCUGUUAUUAUUCAGCGUGCUUACAGGCGCUACCUUUUAAGGCGAACUGUAAAACAAGCUUCAUUUAUGUAUAACAAAAAUAGAAUCAAAGGUGGGGUUAAUCUUCUUGCAAAAGAAGACAUGAUCAUUGACAGAAUAAAUGAAAAUUCUAUUACAGAAAAAACUGACCUGACCAUGUCCACAGCAGCUUGUCCACCCUCCUAUGAUCGGGUCACAAAGCCAAUCGUGGAAAAACACGAGCAAGAAGGCAAAGAUAAAAAAGCCAAGGGGAAAUAAACAGAAACAAACAAAAAUAAUUGGGUUACUAUUUGUUUACAGCCUGUGAAGGUGAUGUAUUUUUGUCAACUGGACUCCUUGAGGAGGUCAAUGCCAAACUGACUGUUUUUACACAAAUCUACUUAAGGUCAGUGCCUACAAUAAGUGACCCUUGUCAGAAAACUGCAACUCUGUGUAAAGGGGAGAUGACAGGAGGUUACUGUUCUCACUACCAGCUGACACUGCUGAAGACAAGAGACAAAACAGCUACUUAGAACGUGAGGACCCGUUCCAAGGGGUGCAAACCUAUGAUUUGGGUUGUUUAACAUGAAACACUUUAGUGUAGUAAUUGUAUCCACUCUUUUGCAUUUCAACUGCCACAUUUGUCACAUUUUUACAAAAUCUGUUAGUGGAUUCAUCUUUUUUUUAAUCCAUAUGUUGUUUAUUAUAUGUGACUAUUUUUGUAAACGGGGUUUCUGUUGGGAAAUAGAUUAAAGGACCUCUUUACCAGGUAUGCCACCGGGAGUGAUGGCAAUCACAUCGCCCUCCUAUCUGAACAAAGACUUGGUUUGCAUGAGGGCAUGCUACACUUAGAGAUCAUGCAUGAAAAAAGGUCACAAGGAAAACAAUGAGUUCUUAAAUUCCAUCCAUGUUUCUGGAGGGGUAAUUAGGUGAUAAUUGGAGGUGCUUUGCUCAUCUUGUGUUGUGUUUUUGUUUUCAAAUCCAGCCCCUAGACCAAGUACAUCAUUUUGGGGGUGGUAGGCCACUAAAUGUUAGUAGGUGCAAACUUCAUUCAGAUGUCUGGAAUCAUAAUGUUAUGUUUCUGUUUAUUGUAUUUAAAAAAAACCUAAAUAAUGAGCAUUGCUUCUCCCCUGAAGACUGAAUUGACCAAAAGAACCCUUUAUAAAUUUCUGCUUAAUCCUGCACUUCGUUUAGCCAUCUUCAGCUCAGCAAGAUCAACGCUGUAUAUGUUACUGAAAUGCUAUUUAUUAUGUAAAUAGUCAUUUUACCCUGUGGUGCACGUUUGAGCAAACAAAUAAUGACCUAAGCACAGUAUUUAUUGCAUCAAAUAUGUACCACAAGAAAUGUAGAGUGCAAGCUUUACACAGGUAAUAUAAAAUAUUAUGUACCAUUAUAAAUAGUUUGGAUGCUAUAAAUGCAUGUUUUUAUUACCAUGCCGCUAUAUCUGGUUUCUCCCACUGCUCAGAAUCUCAUUUAUGAGAAACCGUAUGUCAGUGGUAAAGUCGAGGAAAUUGUUCAGCCAACUUCAUUUCUUUAUGUCAUUAAGCAAUAGUUUGCAGCACUGUAAUAGCCUUUUGGUUAUUUUUAAAUUUUAAGUGGAUAACAUAUGGUGUAUAGCCAGACUGUACAGACAUGUUUAAAAAUAAACAAACAAAAAAAAAGAACCUUGCUUAACCUGUUAAAAAUGUGUUUAGAAUUUUAUAAGCAAAUAUAAAUACUGUAAAAAAAAGUCAUUUUAUUUUAUUUUUCAGCAUUAUGUACAUAAAUAUGAAGAGAAAAUUACCUUCAGGUUGAGAUCACAAUCACUUUUCUUACUUUCUGUCCAUAGUACUUUUUAAUGGAAGAAAUUUGCUAAAAAAGAAAUGAAAACAAGACUGGGUCGUUGUGUAUUUCUGCUUUUUACUACAUUUGCUAAUUUUAGAUUAUUUCAUAAUUUUAAGGGCCAAAAUGGGUUCACAAUUCACAUCCAAAUUAUGCUUUGCAAUUGGAAAAGGGUAUGAAAUUUUAUUUACACUUUUUGGUGGCAUCUGCACUAGCUGAUUGAAGGUAGUGUUUAUCUUUCAUUUCUGUCCUUUUUUCUAACUUCUGUUUAUAUUUUUAUUUCUUUGGAGUCAUGCUGCUUUAGAGUGCGGUAAAUAUGAUGUGGGUUUCACAUUAUCCCCACACACACACAAAAAUAGAGUAGUGAACGUAUCUAGGCAAUUACAUCAGGACAUUUUGUGUUUCUUACAGAUGAAGUAAACUGUAGGCUCCUCUUUUUUCUUAAAACUACUUAGAUAAACUGUAUUCGUGAACUGCAUGCUGGAAAAUGCUACUGUUACCCUAAAUGAUGCUAACCAACAUUAAAAAUGUGCAAAACUAAUAAAGAUUACAUUUUCUAUUUUA
Myotis brandtii (Brandt's bat) is the source of this 8700-nucleotide messenger RNA. It is a transcript of the gene SCN1A, whose product is annotated as sodium channel, voltage gated, type I alpha subunit. Gene Ontology annotation, biological process: membrane depolarization during action potential; sodium ion transmembrane transport; neuronal action potential. Lineage: Eukaryota; Metazoa; Chordata; Mammalia; Chiroptera; Vespertilionidae. The record is from RefSeq and is a predicted model, not a curated record. Bases 670 to 6594 code for a protein of 1974 amino acids. The transcript is spliced from 28 exons. Gene Ontology annotation, molecular function: voltage-gated sodium channel activity; protein binding. Gene Ontology annotation, cellular component: voltage-gated sodium channel complex; plasma membrane; axon.